Arabis nemorensis is the source of this 1110-nucleotide messenger RNA. The record is from the annotation of a GenBank genome assembly. NCBI's taxonomy places the organism in Eukaryota, Viridiplantae, Streptophyta, Magnoliopsida, Brassicales, Brassicaceae.
AUGGUGGCUAAAACCCUAGCACUGUUCAUAACAUGCACCUUAUUCUUCUGCCAUGUGGUAGUUUCCUUAGAGGACCUCACCAUACGCCAAGUCACAGAGGACCGAAGAGUACUUCCCAAUCUCCUUGGAACCCACACAGAGACCAAAUUCCGGGUUUUCAUGUCGGAACACGGCAAGAGCUACGCCACGAGGGAUGAGUACGUCCACCGCCUCGGAAUAUUCUCUAGAAACGUCCUCAAGGCGGCGGAGCACCAGAUGAUGGACCCCACCGCGGUCCACGGAGUCACGCGGUUCUCUGAUCUCACGGAAGAUGAGUUUAAGAAGAUGUACACCGGAGUCGCGGAGGUUGGCGGCCGCCGUGGCGGUGCGGUUGGAGCGGUGAGGACGGAGGCGGCCCUGUUGGAGGUUGAGGGAUUGCCAGAAGAUUUUGAUUGGAGGGAGAAAGGUGCAGUUACUGAGGUCAAGGAUCAAGGUAAAUGUGGAUCGUGCUGGGCUUUUAGCACAACAGGAGCAGUUGAAGGAGCCCAUUUUGUCUCCACCGGGGAGCUUGUUAGUCUUAGCGAACAACAACUCGUGGAUUGUGAUAAAGCGUGCGAUCCAAAGGACAAGAAAGCGUGCGACAGUGGAUGUGGUGGGGGACUGAUGACAAAUGCCUACGAGUAUUUGAUGGAGGCAGGAGGCUUAGAAGAGGAAAAAUCAUAUCCUUACACCGGUAAACGAGGCCAUUGCAAGUUCGAUCCUAAUAAGAUUGCAGUAAAAGUAGUGAACUUCACCAAUAUACCAUUGGAUGAGAACCAAAUCACAGCAAAUUUAGUACAACAUGGUCCCUUAGCAGUGGGAGUAAACGCAGUGUUCAUGCAAACGUAUAUAGGAGGAGUGUCGUGUCCGCUUAUAUGCAGCAAGAGAAAGGUUAACCACGGGGUACUUCUUGUUGGGUACGGAUCAAAAGGGUUUUCACUUUUACGGCUUAGUAACAAACCGUAUUGGAUUAUCAAGAACUCGUGGGGGAAGAAGUGGGGAGAGAAUGGGUACUACAAGCUUUGUCGUGGCCACAAUAUGUGCGGGAUUAACUCUAUGGUUUCUGCAGUGGCUACCCAAGUUUCAUCCUAG